CUUACUUUGACAGUUUUCAAUCACACGUAGCGGCAUCCAUAAAGAAACAAGUAGAGGAAGUGUAACAUUUUGUAAAUAUGGCAACAGCCCAGUCAUCACAAGACCGAGUUCAUCUUUUUCGCCUCCAAACUCUAAUCAUAGAUGGAGGCACUACAGUCAUAAGGAACAUAAUUCACCAGAAGAGCUCCAAUGUUCCGUUUAAUGUGUUUCUUAGUCAUGAAAUAACCGCAGUAAAGGCACUGGUGGGCAGAGAUAUAAUAAAGAAAGCACAGUACAAUCUGCUUUAUCCACAAGGUGGUAAUCUUCCUUCUAUCACGGACAUCGACCUAACUCUUGCGAUAUGCUUGCUGAGAAGCCUAAAAAGUUUCGGGCUGAACACUAGAUAUAACUGGAGUGCAACCCCACGGCAAAAUGACACUUCCCUUGAGGCAGAUUUAUGUCGUCUAAGAAAUACACGAAAUGUGAUAGCGCACAUAGCGACUACAACAGGAAUAGACCAGGCAACAUUCCAGAACAAGUGGAAUGAAGUCGAACAGGUAUUUAUACUUUUUUAUCGGCUUUACUGAGACCUUUAAAUGAAAC
Molecule: messenger RNA, 582 nt
Organism: Mercenaria mercenaria
Lineage: Eukaryota; Metazoa; Mollusca; Bivalvia; Venerida; Veneridae
Exons: 2
Coding region: 78-566 (162 amino acids)
Source: RefSeq, a predicted model, not a curated record